GCAACAAAAUAGGAAACAUGGCCGCGGCCAUGCAACGUUUUGGGAUUUUGUAUCCAUGAGCAUUCGCUAAGUUUGUGCAGUUGUUCCCUUCAAAUAAAUUGGUAUCAACACAUGUUUUAACAUGAGCGACCACGACAUCAGUGCCUUCUUUAACGAACUAAGCAACAUAACAGCAGACCUUCCAUGCAAACGGGAACUUUGUGCAAAAUGCAGGCGUCCCGUUGCUGUUUGCUGGUGCGCUUACCUUCCCAGUUCUCCACUGCAAGUGGCGUGUAAAGUAAUUAUUCUCCAGCAUCCAGGCGAGGUCAAAAGAAACCUGCGUACUGCCCCUAUGCUCGAAGCAGCACUGGCUGCGGACAAGUGCGUUACUUUUCGAGGCAGACGUUUCUCGUGGGAACGUCAAGGUGCAUUUCAAGACACCGUCAGUGGGUCCUUAAGAGACACUCUAGUACUCUACCCUGGUCCAGAUGCUCAGGACAUAGAGACAUUGCCCACAGUUGUCGAGAGGUCAGGAUGUGGCUAUAAUCUAAUUGUUCUCGAUGGUACGUGGUCUCAGGCAAGGUCCCUGUUCUUCAACAGCCCUCAGCUACACGGUUUAAAGCAGGUGCAGAUAAACCCUAACAAGACAAGUGACUACGUUAUUCGGACGCAGCCCACCCAGGAAUGUUUGUCAACUGUCGAAACAGUAGCUUACGCACUUUCUGUUCUUGAAGACAAACCUGAACUUCAAGAGGUCCUUACAAGGCCACUACAUGCUUUGUGCCAGUUUCAACUUCAACAUGGUGCAGUUACGCACCACAGCAAAGAAUUUCUCAUUCAGAAUGGAAUGUACAAGAAGCCCCUGCCUCGCCGCAUUGUGCACAGACUGGCUCGGAACGAAGACCUCAAGGAUGCGCUUAGGUGACAAAUUUCGUGCAACGGAACGCUUUGUGAAACACCGGCAGUCGUACUCUUCAGGCAGAGCACACUACAAGAGUUGACUUAUAUAAGUUAAGUGUCCAGGAGCACACUUUGUUACUAGUUCUUUUUUUUAAGAAUUUCAACCAGAGGUGUUGAAGUGCAACAAUGAUAAAAAAAAAAAAAGGAAAAUAAUAAAUAAAGGGAGACAACGAGG
Molecule: messenger RNA, 1114 nt
Organism: Ornithodoros turicata
Lineage: Eukaryota; Metazoa; Arthropoda; Arachnida; Ixodida; Argasidae
Gene: Dtwd2
Product: tRNA-uridine aminocarboxypropyltransferase 2-like
Exons: 5
Coding region: 122-904 (260 amino acids)
Source: RefSeq, a predicted model, not a curated record